Molecule: messenger RNA, 1406 nt
Organism: Episyrphus balteatus (marmalade hoverfly)
Lineage: Eukaryota; Metazoa; Arthropoda; Insecta; Diptera; Syrphidae
Gene: CREG
Product: protein CREG1
Exons: 6
Coding region: 140-1348 (402 amino acids)
Source: RefSeq, a predicted model, not a curated record
CAAUGUUUCGUUUGAUAACAUAUUUGCAGCGACCGAAUAUUGUGGGCUCAUUUUGCAAUUCGAUUUCAUCGCGUAACGUCUUGUCUGUGAACAAUAACCUGUUUCUUUUUGUUUAAAAUUUUAUUUCGCUCGAGCCUAAAUGGAACUCCGAUCGAUUUUAAUAACAACCUUGUCAGUAUUAUGUCUGACAAUAAAUUUAGCUGAAGCUGGUUUCUCAGCAAGCGAAGAUGAUCAAUUAACUACAGCAUUUCGACAACGUCUUCUCAAUCCAACUGAUCAUGCCAAAGUUGCCAGACAACUUGUCCAUUCCGCCAAUUGGGCAUCGGUUGGAAGUAUUUCCACCGAUGACAAAAUCAAAGAUUUCCCAAUGGUAAAUGUUAUAUCAAUAUCCGAUAGUGCUAAAGGUGAUCCUUCUACUGGAAAAAUAUACUUCCUUUUGGUGGAUCUUGAUUUUACUGGAAAAGAUUGGAGAAAAGAAAACAAAGUAACUUUUACCAUAACAAGUGAACAAAGUGGUAAUUGUUCGAAAAUCGAUGUUGAUCCUAUGGAGCCAGUUUGUCAGAGAACCUAUAUUAGUGGAAAAGUUGUAGAGCUGAAAAAAGGUACGAAAGAGUAUGAUUUUGGAUGGAAUGCUUAUAAAAGUCGACACCCGGCUUCUUUAAAUUGGAUUGCAGAACAUAGCUUUUAUCUCUGCGUUUUGGAUAUUGAACAUAUCUAUGUUUUGGAUUGGUAUGGUGGUCCAAAAGAUAUCCCAGUCGAUACAUAUUAUAAAGUUGUUUUAGAAGAUAAAGUCACUCCUGUUCAGCCAACAAAUCAUGCCAAAGUUGCUAGGCAAAUUGUUCAUUCAGUAAAUUGGGCUUCGGUUGGAAGUAUUUCUACCGACAGGAAAACCAAAGGAUUCCCUAUGGUCAAUGUUAUAUCAAUAUCGGAUAGUGCUGUAGGUCAACCUUCAACUGGAAAAAUUUACUUCCUUUUGGUAGAUCUUGAUUUUACUGGACAAGAUUGGAGAAAAGUUAAUAAGCUAACAUUUACGGUAACAAGUGAACAGAAUGAAGAUUGUUCCAAAAUUAAUAUCGAUCCUAUGGAGCCGGUUUGUCAGCGAGCUUAUAUUAGUGGAAAAGUUGUGGAGCUCAAAAAUGGAACAAAGGAAUUUGAUUUUGGAUGGAAUGCAUUUAUUAGUCGUCAUCCAGCAACUAAAAAUUGGGUUGCAGAACACAACUUCUACCUUUGCGUUUUGGAUAUUCAACAUAUCUAUGUUUUGGAUUGGUAUGGAGGUCCAAAAGAUAUUCCAAUUGAUGAAUAUUAUAAAGUUGUCUUAUAUGAACAUCCUAUUACUCCAGAUUUUUAAAUUUUGUACAUAAAUUGUAUGUAAAUAAUAUACAAUUAUAAAAUUGCUGAUUUUAAAA